AUGCCGCAUCCCGGGAGACCGAAAGGGCGUAUGAAUAAGAAAACGCAGGCUGCGCAGCAAGCUGCUUUGCAACAAGAGGCCAUGGCACGAGCACAGGCAGCACAACAAGCGGCAGCAGCGCAAGCACAACGAGCGGCACAAGCACAGCAACAGUACAAGCAGUCAUCGCAAGGGUCGAAUGCGAUAAAGGAGGAAACGGGGAUCCAACUUCAUGACGAGGCUGAUUUGAUAUCCUACAGAAACGAUGCUUUGCACAGGUAUAUAUCCAAUCACGAGUACAUUGAAAAUGUUACUGCCAAGGUAGUUCACACAUCCAAAAUUAUACCACCGUCACUAUAUCCCAAUUUGCCUAAACGAGAUCCGCGAGAAUAUUCUCAAGUAAAACCGGAAGACAUUUAUUAUGGUGACUUGGAGCUUAUGAAACAUGUUGACAAUGAAUUGAUUAAGAGCCUUGAGAUUAUGAAACUGGAAAACGACUCCGGCUUUGUGAAAUAUUUAUUCAACUCUCCUCAGUACAAAUAUCAAAGCAGUUCCUUGUCUGAGUUGGAGAAGCUACAAAAAGAAUUAUUCAGCCUGAAAUCACUUGAAGAUUUGGAAAAAGAAUAUGCAAGAAUCCUUGAAAAUUACAAACAUAAAUUCAAUUACGAAUAUAAAGUUGUAUCACGAAGGAACAAAUUUUCAAUACCGUCGAAUAAAAUAGAACCGAAUCUCGAGGUGGCUUCUGCACCUGAAAACUAUGAUCCUAAACUGGUUACAUCACUUGUACAAUUACAGGGCGAGAACCCAAAUGCAACACAAGAACCGGAACUGGCGCCCAAAGCAGUACAGCAAUCCUCUGAAUUUGGAAGCAACGAAAUGGAGAUAGAUCUAGACAUGAAGUUUAGUGAUUUGAACGGCAUGUACCAAUUUGGAAGUGGCGAAAGCAAUAAUUUCGAAGCAACAGAACAGUUUUCGUUGCCCAUGAUGAAUUCUGAGGACUCAAGUUCGCGUGACCAAACAAUGGGCGCAAGCAAUGUUAGCCCUGACGAAAGGAAAAAUGAGCUCUUAUCGACUACAGCUAUAAGAGAAUCAAUAACUACCACCAAUGCCAACCAAAACGAUAAAGGAGAAGAGGAAGAAGAAGGAGAAGAAGAAGAAGAAGAAGAAGAAGAAGAAGAGGCGGAGGAAGAAGAGGCGGAGGCGGAGGAAGGGGAGGAAGAAGAAGAAGAGACCAAGAACCAAAACGACAAUGGGCAAGAGAACGGUAUGGUAGAGACGGAUUUAACUGAUUUAUUUACUGGCGAUAACAACAUUGAUCAUCUGGCUAUGGUGAAUGAUGAUAUUGGGGUUUUGUACGAUUUUGAUAACCCAGGUAAUGACGAUCUUAUGGGCGGCAGUGAGUUUGAGCAAGAGUUUUUGAAUCAGCUAAACCAUGGCAUGGAAUAG
This is a messenger RNA of Lodderomyces oxycetoniae, 1425 nucleotides long. RefSeq lists its product as uncharacterized. Bases 1 to 1425 code for a protein of 474 amino acids. Lineage: Eukaryota; Fungi; Ascomycota; Pichiomycetes; Serinales; Debaryomycetaceae. The transcript has a single exon. The record is from RefSeq and is a predicted model, not a curated record.